This is a messenger RNA of Olea europaea var. sylvestris, 2426 nucleotides long. RefSeq names its product golgin subfamily A member 6-like protein 22. The transcript has a single exon. Bases 297 to 2204 code for a protein of 635 amino acids. The record is from RefSeq and is a predicted model, not a curated record. Lineage: Eukaryota; Viridiplantae; Streptophyta; Magnoliopsida; Lamiales; Oleaceae.
ACUGCUCCCUCGCAUCUCGAGCCGUUCGAAAUUUGAAUUCGAAAAAACCCUAAUCCAUUGUUUUCAUUUCAUUUCUUCAGACUCUCUGCUCCGCCUGCAUUAACCCUUAUCUCCUCAAGUUGAAGUGCGCACUUCCCAUUUAUCUCAGCCAUAAAAAAAAAAAAAAAUCGCAGAAAAAACCCUAAACCUCAUAUCUUCCAUCCUCAGGUUUGCCACACAAAAAAAAAAAAAAAAAAAAAAAAAAAAACCGAGAGAAAACGUACAAGAAACUAAGGCAGAGCAUUCCCAUAAAAGCAAUGGCAAAGAAGAAAGUGUCUAACUCCCACCAAGAGAAAACUCAUCAGAAGCAAGAAGAACUCGUCCAGGCCCCGCAAAAGGAUUCGAUAGCCAUGGAAAAUGAGGCCUCAGUGAAGCUCGAAAGCCUCAAGUCUCUGAAUCAGAGGCUUCUUAAAGAGGCAAUGGAGCGCCGCCAAGAGGUGGAAUCUCUCAUGCUAUCGAAAGGGUCUCUGGAAUCGGAGCUGACUGGGGCUAACUCGAAGAUGGAGAUGUUGCGGAACGAGUUGACUCAGGUGAGAGAUAAGGUUGUGCAUUUGGAACUGGAAAGAAGUGUUGUGUCUGUGUUUGUUGCUUUGCAGUUGGGUCAUCAUGCUGAGGUGUUUGAGGGGAAAACCAAGGGUUUGGAGAGUAAAAUAACGGACUUGUCCGGGGUGAUUGAGGAAAAGCAACGCAGUAUCGGGUUGUUGAAUGAGAAAUUGAGCAAGACUGUAGCAGAGUUGGAAUCUGAGCGAGAUAGUUCGAGAAGGGUUAUUGAAGAGAGGGAUGGACUGAAAGGUAAACUUGAUGUGAAAAUAGAGGAAGCCAAUGGAUUGAGGACGAAUUUGAUUGAACUUGAGGAAGGAAAAAAAGUGAUCGAGCAACAGAUAGAAAAAAUACGGGAUGAAUACAAUCGCGUCUUGGAGGAAAAACAGGAGAGGGAGAGGAAAAUCGUAGUGAUAGUGAGCGAUAGAAAUUUGUUAGAGAAGAGUUUAGUUGACUCGAAUAAGUUGAUCGAGGAUAUGAAGAAAGAAAUUCGGGAGAUUGUUAAGGAAAAACAGAGAAUUGAAGAGGAGAAAACAUUGGAAAUGGUGAAAGGAAGGGAGUUGGAGAGUGUAGUGAGUGGUCUGAACGAGAAGGUGACGAAUUUGCACGAGGAGGAGGAAAAGUUGCGUGCAAAUUUAGCUGAGUUGGAGAAGAAAUGCGCUGAAAGUGUGGAGAGGGAGAAGGAUAUGGGAAUGGAGAUUGAUGAAUUGAUGAAGAAAAAGAAGCUGAAUGAAAAGAUUUGUGAGGGACUGAUUGAAGAGAAGAAUCUUGUCGAGAAGAAUAUGAACAAAGCGUUGAAGCAAUCAAACGAGCAGAGACUUAAAAUUGACGAAUUGGUCGAUGAGAAGAUUGAGUUGGUGAAUGAUAAAGAUAGUCUUGCAAGUGAAGUAGUUUCCUUGCAAAAUAAAGUGGUUAAAUUCCAAAGUUUAGUUUUAGAAUUGGAAGUGUCUGGCCGGGAUAAGGUAGAGAAAAUUAAGAACUUAGAAUCUGAGAUAAGUGGUUAUAAGUAUGAGAUUGAGCAGAUGAAAGGUGAGCGGGACGAUCUUAGAAUGUUUUUGGACGAAGAAAACCAAAUUGCUAUGGGAUUGAAGGAGAAGAUUGAAGAAAUGGAGAAAAGAAUUGAAGAAAGCGAGAAUGCCACUGGGAAAGUGAAGGCUGAGAAUCUCACCAUACUUAAAGAAAAGAAAGAAUUGGAAAUCCAAUGUGAUGCGUUGAAGAAGUCCAUAGCCUCUCUUGAAAAAUCACUUGGUGAGGCGCAAAAUGGACUUGAUGCCAUGCAGGGUAAAGUGGAAUUGGCAGAUGCUAAUACAAGUCUGGUUAUGAAGAUGUUGAGGGACACAGCAGCUUUUUGUUCAAAGGAUGAAAGGGAUGCCGUAGAAGGUGAUUUGCUUGGUGGCAAACAGAUUAAUGGUGAAGAAAUGAAGGCGCACAUGGUGGAAUUGGAGAAGAUCAAGAAUGCUAUUGUUAUAAAAGAAACCGAAGUCGAAAACAUGAAGAGACAACUUGAAUUCCUGCAGAUUUCUGUAGCUGAAGCGCACAAGAAGAAGAGCUUUUGGACUAUAUUGUCGUCGGUUACCACCCUUUUGGCUGCAGUAUCUAUUGCUUUCGUUGCUCACGGGCAUUGAGUACUUUUAUGUAGGUUUCACUACUGAAGUCUUUAACAAAUUUUGGUGUUAAAUCUAAUUGCAUUAUGAUGCUAUUGUGAGCUAUGACUAUCUAGGUCUCGAGUUUCUUUUUUGUAAUAAGUCUCUUGAUGCUGAUAUUAUAUCAUAACAGCUGUGAUAUAAACUUCUUUAACUUUUGAUGCUAUACAAGAGAUGUAAUCGAACAAAUUCUAUUUUUUAGAA